This is a messenger RNA of Pieris rapae (cabbage white), 380 nucleotides long. RefSeq names its product vitelline membrane protein Vm26Ab. The record is from RefSeq and is a predicted model, not a curated record. The coding region runs from base 75 to 323 and encodes 82 amino acids. Lineage: Eukaryota; Metazoa; Arthropoda; Insecta; Lepidoptera; Pieridae. The transcript is spliced from 2 exons.
AAAUGAUUCGAUACGCAUCAACCUCUAUCAUUCAUACGACAACUCUCGUCCUUUCAUUUUACUAAGAAAACAAAAUGUUCAAACUGUUUGUAUUCGCUUGCUUCAUGGCUCUCGCCGCCGCCAAGCCAUCAGUGGUGCCACUAGCGUACACCGCUCCAGUGGCCGCGGCGUACACAGCGCCCGUAGCAGCAGCCUACACCGCGCCCGUGGCUUACAGCGCGUACUCUGCUUACUCCGCUCCCGUCGCCGCUUACUCCGCACCUUACGCAGCUUACUCCGCCUACACAUACGCUUCUCCCUACUCCUACUACCUUCGUCGUUGAUUUACCAAAGCCUAACCUGUGAUAUUAGAUAAAUAAAUAUAUAAUUUGGUCAGCACA